UUCUUUUUUAUCAUUUUUAAUUCUAUGCUUCCCUCCGCCCGCUGUUUUAUUCUCUUCUUCUUCUGUUUGCCCGAGAAACCCUAAUAGGCCUUGGAACCGAAGCGCCGUGCCCGCUUUCCUUCGCGAUUCCUUCUCACGUUUUCGAUCUUUCUCCACAACCCUAAAAUUUGGCACGAACUAGUUCCGUCGAAGUCUUCGGUUCAAGGGAUGUGACGGAAGUGCGGCGAGAUGGAGGGGAGCAUGAGAGGUGGAGAGAAUGGGAGCCCUUGCGACGGCCGCCCGCCGAAUCCGCUCUCCGGAUCCUACCGCCGUUGCUUCAGCGCGGCUCCCCUGAGCUCCACUGGCACGCCCACGCUUCUUCCCCACAGCUCUCUCGUGAAGACAAAUAUAAUGGAUGCAAUCUCUGAGCCUGAAAUAAGCAGGGAAGAUUAUGAGACUGAGUAUAUCCCGAUUUUACGGUCUGGAGGGUGGGCUGAUAUAGGAAUCCGCCCGAGUAUGGAAGAUGCGUUUGUUUGCUGUGACAACUUCAUGCAAGAUUAUGGGCUUAAGAACUUUGGAGAAGGGCCUGGUGCCUUUUAUGGGGUGUUUGAUGGGCAUGGAGGAAAGCAUGCUGCUGACUUUGCUUGCAGCAACUUGCCGAGAUUUAUUGGAGGGGAUGAGGACUUCCCAAGGGAGAUUGAGAGAGUGUUUGCAUCUGCAUUUUUGCAAACAGACUCCGCUUUUGCAGAGGCCUGCUCCGUUAAUUCUGCCCUUGCGUCUGGUACGACUGCGCUGGCUGCACUUGUUCUCGGAAGGUCAUUGGUGGUUGCUAAUGCUGGGGACUGCCGAGCUGUGCUCUGCCGCAGGGGUAAGGCCAUUGAAAUGUCUCGGGAUCACAAACCAGGUUGCACCAAAGAGAGGAAGCGAAUAGAAGCUUCUGGAGGAUAUGUGUAUGAUGGCUACCUCAAUGGGCAGCUCAAUGUGUCCCGUGCCAUUGGUGACUGGCACAUGGAAAACAUGAAGGACCAGGGUGGUUUAGGGCCUCUCAGUGCAGAACCUGAGGUGAUGAGGAUGAAGCUUACAGAAGAGGAUGAGUUCCUUAUUAUGGGCUGUGAUGGCAUCUGGGAUGUGUUCCGUAGCCAGAAUGCAGUUGACUUUGCACGGCGGAAACUCCAGGAGCACAAUGACCCUGCCACAUGCUGCAAGGAGCUUGUUGAUGAAGCUCUCAAGAGGAAGAGCAGUGACAACCUUGCUGUGGUUGUAGUAUGCUUCCAGUCAAGGCCACCUCCAGCUCUGACAGCCCCAAGGCCACGGGUUCAAAGAAGUAUAUCGGCAGAGGGACUGAGGGAGCUGCAGAGCUUCUUGGAUAGUCUGUCGAACUGAAUCAAGAGGUGCACAGUGAUCAGUUGCUACUGUGCUCUCUUCUUUGUUGUUGCUCUUCAGGUGGGUCUGUAGGUCUAACUGCUCUCUCUCUCUCUGUUUUUUCCCCUUUGUUCCCUGGUGAGAUUGUUGUUGUUGUUGUUGUUAAGUAAUACUGAGAUACUUGCACAACUGUAACAUAUGCGGCAAGCUAAUUCCCGUCUGCAAUGAGUUUGUUUUUUCGCAUUUGCAUUUAGAUCUGUGCGACAUUUAUUCAAUAGAAUGCAGUAUCUCAUUUUUUGUGUAGGUAA
This is a messenger RNA of Elaeis guineensis (African oil palm), 1649 nucleotides long. Its product is annotated as probable protein phosphatase 2C 57. NCBI's taxonomy places the organism in Eukaryota, Viridiplantae, Streptophyta, Magnoliopsida, Arecales, Arecaceae. Gene Ontology annotation, molecular function: cation binding; protein serine/threonine phosphatase activity. The record is from RefSeq and is a predicted model, not a curated record. Gene Ontology annotation, biological process: protein dephosphorylation.